AUGGCUGGAUUUGAACAGGGACUCUCUAAUAAUAAUGAAUUGGAGAAUGAUCAUGUCUUCAUGUCUAAUGGAUUUAAUGAUGUUUCCAUUAGCAAAUUGGCUUCUUCUUCUUCUUGUGUUGUUCCUUCGAGUUUGUUUCCUGUGGAGGAGGAAGAGAAUCGAUCUUCUUCUUCUUCAAAGUUCUCUAAUGUAGCAACUACUCAGGAAUUGACUAGGAUAGAUUUCAAACUCAGGAAUUCCUCUAGAGGUGUUGCUGUUCCUGGUAAAAGGCCUCGAGCUUUAAACUCGUGCUCGCAGAAACCCUUGUGUCAAGUGUAUGGUUGCAAUAUGGAUUUGAGCUUUUUGAAAGAUUACUACAAAAGGCAUAGAGUUUGCGUGGCUCAUUCAAAGACUUCCGUGGUUAUAGUUAGCGGGAAUGAACAGAGAUUUUGUCAACAGUGCAGCAGGUUCCAUUUCCUCUCGGAAUUUGAUGAUGGGAAAAGAAGUUGCAGAAGGCGAUUAGCCGGUCACAAUGAGCGAAGAAGGAAGCCUUCAUUCUAUUUCUUACCGAGUAAGCGGCAUAAGCUUCUUCACACAUCUCAAGGAAACAAGUUUCUGGAAAAUUCAUCGGUCAAUGACUUCUCGUUGGUCUUGCCAGAGUCAUUACCAGGUAGUCUCGUAUACAGAGUAAUGGAUGAGCACGACCACCGCGCAAGUAGGCUCUUGAGUUUCAAAGAUGAACCUACUUGCUCUAUGUUUCCUGCGAUUGGGCAAAACUGCAGCAACAUUUAUGAAUCUAAACCAGCUAUUUAUUCACCGGAAGCUUCCGGUGUAUCCUCAAUUUGGGACUUACAUGAGACAGCGGCAUCACGCUCUACUCGUGCUCUCUCUCUUCUGUCAGCUCAGUCCCAACAACACUUCUCUAAAAUUCCAAACAAAACUUUUUCUAUCACUCAACCGAUCCAAAAUCUUACUCACUCACCAGGAGACUAUCAUCAGAUGAAACCGUUGUGGAUCGAUACUGGCAAGACCAGUUUGGGGUCUAGUUCAUGUAACGGAAAAGGAUCAUCUACUGUUGAUCUAUUGCAACUAUCAUCGCAUCUUCAAAGAAUCGAGCAACAGAGGAAUUUCACUGAUGAGGUGAAGCAGGAAUAUAAUGAGCUCUAUUUCCCUGGCUCCUAA
Messenger RNA from Arabis nemorensis, 1161 nucleotides. The record is from the annotation of a GenBank genome assembly. NCBI's taxonomy places the organism in Eukaryota, Viridiplantae, Streptophyta, Magnoliopsida, Brassicales, Brassicaceae.